UUUUUUAGUUACAAAAUGGACUGAAAUCAUAUGAUUAAUUACACACCACACAAUCGUCAGUUGAUUGCUUUUAUGUAGGUUUUUUUGGCAAAACGUGAGACUAUUGUAAGAAAAUUAUUAAUUAUUUAAUAAUAAAAUAAAUAAAAAAUGGCACUUCACUCAGCAGUAAAAGGAAAAUUAAUUUCUGUAAUUGGAGAUGAGGAUACUUGUGUUGGAUUUCUACUGGGCGGUAUAGGUGAAAUAAAUAAGAAUCGUCAUCCUAAUUUCAUGGUAGUUGAUAAGAAUACUGCAGUCAGUGAAAUUGAGGAAUGCUUUAAGAGAUUUUUAAAGCGAGAUGAUAUUGAUAUAAUAUUAAUUAAUCAGAAUGUUGCUGAGUUGAUUCGACAUGUGAUAGAUAAUCAUACUCAGCCAAUUCCUGCUGUUUUAGAAAUACCAUCAAAAGAUCACCCUUAUGAUGCUUCCAAAGAUUCAAUUUUAAGAAGAGCCAAGGGAAUGUUUAAUCCAGAUGAUAUGUCUCAUUAAUAAUUGUGUCCAAAUAUGGAAUAUACUACCACUUGUAUAGAAUUAGUAAAGCAUUCCUAUUGAAUUAUCUAGUUAUUUUAACUGUUAAUAAUGUUUUUGCUUCUUAAUGUAGUGUUGCAAUCUUUGUAAACUAACAUCAUUAUGCAAACAUUAAUUUGUUAAUAUAGGGAUUGUUGGCAUAAAUAAUAGAACACAAUUAGAUGA
This is a messenger RNA of Agrilus planipennis (emerald ash borer), 726 nucleotides long. RefSeq names its product V-type proton ATPase subunit F. Gene Ontology annotation, molecular function: proton-transporting ATPase activity, rotational mechanism. The record is from RefSeq and is a predicted model, not a curated record. Gene Ontology annotation, biological process: proton transmembrane transport. The coding region runs from base 148 to 522 and encodes 124 amino acids. The transcript has 5 exons. Gene Ontology annotation, cellular component: proton-transporting V-type ATPase, V1 domain; membrane. NCBI's taxonomy places the organism in Eukaryota, Metazoa, Arthropoda, Insecta, Coleoptera, Buprestidae.